Molecule: messenger RNA, 1813 nt
Organism: Pistacia vera
Lineage: Eukaryota; Viridiplantae; Streptophyta; Magnoliopsida; Sapindales; Anacardiaceae
Product: serine/threonine-protein kinase PCRK1-like
Exons: 5
Coding region: 357-1658 (433 amino acids)
Biological process (GO): protein phosphorylation
Molecular function (GO): ATP binding; protein kinase activity
Source: RefSeq, a predicted model, not a curated record
AAUAAACCCUUUUCACACUUUUUAACUUAAUUAUUUGGAUUCAUCGUCAAAUCUUUUUGGGUUGUGUUUACUCACUCAAAUCUGUCUCUUUUAUUAUAAACUAAAUGAUGGGGUUCUUGGUUGGUGAGCUAGAAACCAGCUGCCUUGUAUUGACUUGCUUUAGAUCAUGGAGAGCUCGUUGUGUCCUUGGAUACCAUCAAUCUCAUCUCUCCUUUUUGGAUUUUGAGUUCUUGUUUACGUGUCUUCCUAUGACUAUAGCCUGUAAAGCCUACCUUAUUGCCUACCUUAUUGCCUCUCCAUUAAUGCAUUCCUUGUAAUUCACAUAACAGUGCGGCAAGUGGUUUUAGGAGUAGGCUAUGAAGUGUUUCAAUUUCUCCAAAGGAGAUAAAAAUGAUGAUCCAAAGACAACAAAAUCCAUUUCGGUCCGCUCCUCCAAUACCAGUACUUCAAUGUCAACCGAUCGUGACAUGAGGAGAUCUGGAUCCGAGUUAAAUUCUCAAAAUGUCUCAGAUUUAAGCACAGCAUCCUCCACAAGGAACUCAUUUGCUGUCCUGUCUCAACUGUCCCAAAGACAAUGUAAUCUCAGAAUCUUCACAUUCUCGGAGUUGAAGACAGCCACAAAGAAUUUCAGCCGCUCCCUCAUGAUUGGUGAAGGUGGAUUUGGUGGUGUUUACAAGGGUGUGAUCCGGAGCAUGGAAGAUUCAAGUAAGAAGAUAGAUAUUGCUGUGAAACAACUAAGUAGAAGAGGCUUGCAGGGUCACAAAGAAUGGGUGACAGAAGUAAAUGUUUUAGGGGUUGUUGAACAUCAAAAUCUUGUCAAACUGGUGGGUUACUGUGCAGAGGAUGAUGAAAGAGGAAUUCAACGGCUUCUGAUAUAUGAAUAUAUGCCAAACAGAAGUGUACAAGAUCACUUAUCAAGUCGAUCGCAGACAACAAUUCCUUGGGCCACAAGACUGAAAAUUGCCCAGGAUGCUGCCCGAGGCCUAGCAUACCUCCAUGAAGGAAUGGAGUUUCAGAUUAUCUUUAGAGAUUUCAAGUCCUCAAACAUACUUUUGGAUGAGCAAUGGAAUGCAAAGCUUUCAGACUUUGGGUUGGCUAGAUUGGGACCUUCAGAUGGAAUAAGUCAUGUCUCAACUGCGGUUGUAGGAACAAUUGGAUAUGCAGCUCCUGAAUACAUUCUAACCGGCCGUCUCACAGCUAAAAGUGAUGUGUGGAGCUAUGGAGUUUUCCUCUAUGAACUCAUCACUGGUAGGCGUCCUCUUGAUAGAAGUCGCCCCAAGAGCGAGCAAAAACUCCUUGAUUGGGUCAGGCCGCACCUCACUGAUGUGAAAAAGUUCACGUUGAUUUUAGACCCAAGGCUCGAAGGGAAGUAUUCCCUCAAGUCUGCCCAAAAACUUGCAGCUGUAGCCAACCGAUGCUUGGCACGACAAGCCAAAGUACGUCCCAAAAUGAGUGAAGUGUUGGAAAUGGUGACUCAAAUUGUAGAGUCAGCUGAAGAUGGAGCCCCCCUAACACCCAUGAAGAGCUUGGCUCCAAAAGAUUCUUCUGAAAUGUCAAGAAGAGAACGUCUAAAAAGAAGGUUAAUGAAUUUGAUCAACGAAGGGAAAGGGCGCUUCAUUUGGCUGACGAGGAAGCCUAAGAUUGUGAGACCAUGUUAAAAAAAAACAUUCGCGCAAACUGUUCUUGUUAUUCCCAUGAAUUAAUGCAUGUAACAGGGCUGCCCUUUUUGCUGAAUGUGUAAAUUAAGUUUGUAAAGCUUUUUAUCAAAGCAAAUGAGUUUGCAUGGCAUAUACAUGUUUUGUUUCCCAUUGAA